This is a messenger RNA of Peronospora belbahrii, 1119 nucleotides long. The record is from the annotation of a GenBank genome assembly. Lineage: Eukaryota; Oomycota; Peronosporomycetes; Peronosporales; Peronosporaceae.
AUGUCAAUUGAACCAUCUCGCUAUGGUCCAGACUUUCAUUGUGUUACGAUAUCUCGAGAUAUAUUUGAAGUCCGCUCUCACUAUGUAAAUCUCCGUCCUGUCGGUGGUGGUUCCUACGGCAUUGUCUGUUCUGCUGAAGAUACGCAACGAGGUAGUAAAGUGGCCAUUAAGAAAAUCACUGACGUAUUUGAUGAUCUCACGGAUGCAAAACGGAUUUUACGAGAGAUGAAACUUCUUCGACACCUUGGAAUACAUGAAAACAUUAUCAAUAUUCUGGAAGUGAUUUUGGUCCCACCAAAUGUCAUGGACUUUCACGACAUUUACAUCGUUACAGACCUAAUGGAAAGCGACUUGGAACGCAUUAUCAGCUCCUCGCAACCUCUCUCAGAUGCCCAUUUUCAAUACUUUUUGUACCAAAUUCUACGUGGCAUGAAGUUUGUACACUCUGGGAAUGUGCUACAUCGCGAUCUCAAACCGUCCAAUUUGCUUGUAAACUCAAACUGCGACUUAUCCAUUUGUGACUUUGGAUUGGCACGAGGAGUAGAAAUGGCACAUAACGAAGACUUGACAGAGUACGUUGUUACACGCUGGUAUCGAGCACCAGAACUGCUUACAGACUGUCAGAAUUACAACGACGCAGUAGACGUCUGGGCCAUUGGAUGCAUUUUUGCCGAAAUGUUACGUCGUCGACCAUUCUUUACUGGACGAGACCCGUCCGACCAAUUGCAUAUGAUCAUUCGGGUGCUUGGAUCGCCUACUGAAGAAGAAAUGGCUUUUGUGCCGCAUGAAGCUGCCAAACGAGCAAUUUUACAGCAUGGAUUCUAUCCGAAGCGUCCGUUGAUAGAGUUUUUCCCGGAUGCCAAUCCGCUAGCGGUUGACUUGCUCUCCCAAAUGCUCAAGUUUAAUCCUGCCGAACGUAUUUCCGUCGUGCAGGCAUUAGCACAUCCGUACCUGGCGCAACUCCAGAACCCCACCGACGAGCCCGUGUGUGCCGAGUCCUUUAACUUCGACUUUGAGCGUGAGUCUUUAGAUUUAGGCAUCGAGAUGCCUAAAGAGGAGCUACAGCGACUGGUCUUCCAGGAGUGCAUGUCAAUCCACCAGAUAGAAGCGCAUCAAUAG